AUGUAGUGAUUGGUUUAGGUAGGUCGGCCUGGGCCCCGGCGGAGGUUACGCCUUCCCUCAUCCCCGGUAGAGGCGGGGCGGGACUGUUGUGGUUGAGAUGAAGGCUAGUAAAUGGUGAAGUACUUCCCGGCCAGAGGGCACCUGCGCUCGGGAGGUUUGGGCGGCUUGGCGUCGGAGGAGAGCCCCACCCGCGGAGGAACCCAGCCUUGCCAACGGAGCUGGAGGAGCUCACUCCUCAGGUCAGGCGGGCGGCGUAGAAAACGCAGCGGAGCCAGGUGAAACCAAGGCACCGCCGUGGCUGGCCCCCGACAGUUCCUCUAGCCGGGAGGUCGGAGGAGCUGAAAACGCCGCGGAGCCCUCGGCCGCCCGAGCAGGGGCUGGACCCCAGCCCUUGCAGCCUCCCUUCUCCUGGCACCCAAGUGCAGUCCUGGUUGCAGAAGGGGCCGCGGGCGUACUGAGUUUCCAACCUCCAUUUCAGCCUGUCUGUCUCAGGGUGCAGCCUUAAUAAGAGGUGAUUCCUAAGCUGCUGGGAACCUGAGGCUGUCAAAGGGGCGGCAGGAAAUGAACAGCAGUAUAAAACCCAGAAGCAGAACUUGAAGGUUAAACCACUAGCCCAUUUCACAGAAUGUUUCAUCCCUUUGUGGACCAAAAGAUGGAGUUGGUUUUUAUUUUUAAAAAGAUAAUGUUAAUGAUCUGAUACCACUACAAAUAUUCACGUGAGAAGAUUCAUGGACUUGUCUUUUGGUUGGACUGUCACUCAUUUCUGAAAGUUUCUUCAGCCACAAUUUCUAUUUGAAAAUUCAAGUAUCAAAGGAUACCAGGUUUAGAAUGGUAUAAUGAUGUAUUUUGUCUGAGGACUGCAAAUUUUAUAGAGACCACAGUUGGAUUCCAGUGAUAUUCUGCAAUCAAAGUGAUUUGAUAAACCUAAUUUUGAAGCAUUUUAUAUUUAUAAGCGACAUCAAAAGAUGGGAGAAAAAAAUGGCGAUGCAAAAACUUUCUGGAUGGAGCUAGAAGAUGAUGGAAAAGUGGACUUCAUUUUUGAACAAGUACAAAAUGUGCUGCAGUCACUGAAACAAAAGAUCAAAGAUGGGUCUGCCACCAAUAAAGAAUACGUCCAAGCAAUGAUUCUAGUGAAUGAAGCAACUAUAAUUAACAGUUCAACAUCAAUAAAGGAUCAUAUGCCUGUGACUCAGAAGGAACAGGAAAACAAAUCCAAUGCAUUUCCCUCUACAUCAUGUGAAAACUCCUUUCCAGAAGACUGUACAUUUCUAACAACAGAAAAUAAGGAAAUUCUGUCUCUUGAAGAUAAAGUUGUAGACUUUAGAGAAAAAGACUCAUCUUCGAAUUUAUCUUACCAAAGUCAUGACUGCUCUGGUGCUUGUCUGAUGAAAAUGCCACUGAACUUGAAGGGAGAAAACCCUCUGCAGCUGCCAAUCAAAUGUCACUUCCAAAGACGACAUGCAAAGACAAACUCUCAUUCUUCAGCACUCCACGUGAGUUAUAAAACCCCUUGUGGAAGGAGUCUACGAAACGUGGAGGAAGUUUUUCGUUACCUGCUUGAGACAGAGUGUAACUUUUUAUUUACAGAUAACUUUUCUUUCAAUACCUAUGUUCAGUUGGCUCGGAAUUACCCAAAGCAAAAAGAAGUUGUUUCUGAUGUGGAUAUUAGCAAUGGAGUGGAAUCAGUGCCCAUUUCUUUCUGUAAUGAAAUUGACAGUAGAAAGCUCCCACAGUUUAAGUACAGAAAGACUGUGUGGCCUCGAGCAUAUAAUCUAACCAACUUUUCCAGCAUGUUUACUGAUUCCUGUGACUGCUCUGAGGGCUGCAUAGACAUAACAAAAUGUGCAUGUCUUCAACUGACAGCAAGGAAUGCCAAAACUUCCCCCUUGUCAAGUGACAAAAUAACCACUGGAUAUAAAUAUAAAAGACUACAGAGACAGAUCCCUACUGGCAUUUAUGAAUGCAGCCUUUUGUGCAAAUGUAAUCGACAAUUGUGUCAAAACCGAGUUGUCCAACAUGGUCCUCAAGUGAGGUUACAGGUGUUCAAAACUGAGCAGAAGGGAUGGGGUGUACGCUGUCUAGAUGACAUUGACAGAGGGACAUUUGUUUGCAUUUAUUCAGGAAGAUUACUAAGCAGAGCUAACACUGAAAAAUCUUAUGGUAUUGAUGAAAACGGGAGAGAUGAGAAUACUAUGAAAAAUAUAUUUUCAAAAAAGAGGAAAUUAGAAGUUGCAUGUUCAGAUUGUGAAGUUGAAGUUCUCCCAUUAGGACUGGAAACACAUCCUAGAACUGCUAAAACUGAGAAAUGUUCACCAAAGUUCAGUAAUAAUCCCAAGGAGCUUACUAUGGAAACGAAAUAUGAUAAUAUUUCAAGAAUUCAAUAUCAUUCAGUUAUUAGAGAUCCUGAAUCCAAGACAGCCAUUUUUCAACACAAUGGGAAAAAAAUGGAAUUUGUUUCCUCGGAGUCUGUCACUCCAGAAGAUAAUGAUGGAUUUAAACCACCCCGAGAGCAUCUGAACUCUAAAACCAAGGGAGCACAAAAGGACUCAAGUUCAAACCAUGUUGAUGAGUUUGAAGAUAAUCUGCUGAUUGAAUCAGAUGUGAUAGAUAUAACUAAAUAUAGAGAAGAAACUCCACCAAGGAGCAGAUGUAACCAGGCGACCACAUUGGAUAAUCAGAAUAUUAAAAAGGCAAUUGAGGUUCAAAUUCAGAAACCCCAAGAGGGACGAUCUACAGCAUGUCAAAGACAGCAGGUCUUUUGUGAUGAAGAGUUGCUAAGUGAAACCAAGAGUACUUCAUCUGAUUCUCUAACAAAGUUCAAUAAAGGGAAUGUGUUUUUAUUGGAUGCCACAAAAGAAGGAAAUGUCGGCCGCUUCCUUAAUCAUAGUUGUUGCCCAAAUCUCUUGGUACAGAAUGUUUUUGUAGAAACACACAACAGGAAUUUUCCAUUGGUGGCAUUCUUCACCAACAGAAAAAAGGCAAAGAGUAAGCACUUUGCCAUAGGUUACUUGGCCCUGAUGAUCUAUCUAGUGGAAAAGAGGACUGGGAAGCCCAAGCAGACUGGGAAACCAGACAGCUAGGAAAAGGAGCAAAACAUAGCCCAGCAACCUACAGAUGAAGAAAGUUGAGAAAUCCAUUUAUUCACCAUAGAGACGCAGGAAUUUCAGGCAAUGCACUAAAAUGAAGUGGGGGGAAAAAAAGCUUGAUCAGUAUGGGAACUAUUUUUGUGCAAAAGGGAAUAUUAUGGAUCAGCCAGUAUUUCUUUGAGCUCUGCCUGUGGAGUCCAUUUGACCUUUAGAAAUAUGAGGUAUUCUGUCAGUUUUAUCUUCUUGGAGAAAUUUCUCCUAAAAUCUUGAUUUGCUUUAGUCUGGACUGGUUCAUAGCCAUCAUCUUCCAUCAGUACCCCAGAGAUUCACUUUGUCUCUUAUGUGGGAUCUGUUUCCAGUUAGAUCCCAUUAUUUUCCUUUUCCUUGGUUUACUCUUCCACGUAUUGGUAAAGCUCUUCCAAUAGCUUUUGGAAAGGAAAAAUGUAAAGUAAAUGUUUUGAAUCUCUGUGUGUUUGACAAUGUCUUUAUUUUACCCUUAUACUUGAUUGCUGUUUUGGUUGGCAAGGUAUAGGAUUCUUUAGUGGUCUCCAUGCCCAGUUUUGAAGACAUCUGCUAGCUUUCAGUGCUGUUGCUGUGGAGUCUGAAAAUCUGUCUUCUGGCUUCUAGGGUGACUACUGGAAAUUGAAUGCCAUUCUGUUCCUUCUCUUUUGCAUAUAUAAUCCAUUUUUAUCUCUCUUGAAGCUUAUAGGUUUAUCUUUGUCUCAAUGUCCUGUCCCUGUUAAGAGUCCAUUUUCAUCCUUUGUACUAGGUGCCUGGUGGGAUCAUUCGGUCUGAAACUAAUGAUUUCCCAUCUCUUCUCUGUUUCUGGAAUUCCUGUUUUCCAGAUGUUAGACCUCCAGAAUUUGAUCUCUAAUUUUCCUAUCUUUUCUCUUAACUUUCAGCUCUGUCUUCUUGCUAGGACCUUUUCCUAGGAGCAUUUCUCAAUUUAAUCUUCCAGUUCAUCUGUUGCAUUUUAUUUUUCUAGUCUCAUAUUGUCUCAUAUUUUUAAUUUCUAAGAGCUCCCCUUCUCCGAAUAUUCUUUUUUUUAAUAGCAUCCUAUUUUGGCUCAUGGUUGCAGUAUUUUAUCUCCUUGAAGAUGUUUGUGUGUUUAUGUAUGUAUAUGCACACACGUAUACAUACACAUACAUGCAUGCAUCUCUGUAUUUCGGCAUAAUCUGUGUCCUCCAGGGUUUGUUUCUUUGUUUUCCCUGUAUGUUUGUUUUGGUCGUUCACAUUAUAGGCUUUCCUCAGAGUUAAUGGUCUUGGUAGUCUACUCAUAUGUAAGUGUGGAACACCAAAAAGCUUAACUGUAAGCUGAGAGUGUGGUAAAGGGCUCUUUGUUUUACCAUGACCUACCUGAGCUAUCUUGCUGGGGAACACCCUAAUGUCAGUCUCUUUAUAAAGGGCCUUUCAUUUUGGCCUGGCAAGAAAUACUCUUUCAUCCUCCUGGGUGGAGGGCAAAAAAAAAAAAAAUUGGCUGCUAGGGUCUGCUCACUUCCCUGAUUUGCAGACCCCACACUCUUCUGCAAUUCAUUUCAUAGUUGUCAAGACUAUACAAAUUGUCCUUUUUAAUGUUCUCUCUUCUGCUAUCCCUAGUUGGCAGUCUUCCUCUUUACAACCUGCUGAAAGUGGAAGACCUCCAGUUUUCCUUUGAUUAAUUCCUCAGCAAACCACCAACUAUUAUAUGUCUUUUUUCCAGAACAACUUAUUUUUUAACUAUAAUUAUAUGCAUUUAUGUUAGAUUCACUGACAACCUCAUCUUGUAUGGUGCUCUGUACCCUAUGGGUGCUAAAUAAAGGCUUGCUACUGGCAA
Messenger RNA from Gorilla gorilla gorilla (western lowland gorilla), 4899 nucleotides. RefSeq names its product SET domain bifurcated histone lysine methyltransferase 2 (gene SETDB2). Lineage: Eukaryota; Metazoa; Chordata; Mammalia; Primates; Hominidae. The transcript is spliced from 14 exons. Gene Ontology annotation, biological process: heterochromatin organization; negative regulation of gene expression. Gene Ontology annotation, molecular function: DNA binding; zinc ion binding; protein binding. Gene Ontology annotation, cellular component: nucleus. Bases 966 to 3080 code for a protein of 704 amino acids. The record is from RefSeq and is a predicted model, not a curated record.